Messenger RNA from Mizuhopecten yessoensis (Yesso scallop), 557 nucleotides. Its product is annotated as putative ferric-chelate reductase 1. Lineage: Eukaryota; Metazoa; Mollusca; Bivalvia; Pectinida; Pectinidae. Gene Ontology annotation, molecular function: oxidoreductase activity, acting on metal ions. The transcript has 5 exons. The record is from RefSeq and is a predicted model, not a curated record. The annotation marks the transcript as partial.
GAAUUCUGAUGCUCAUAGCUUGGGUCCUGUUAGUCGGUAUUACCACCGUGAUCGCUCGUUUCUACAAGUCAAUAUUCCCAGGGAAACUCCUUUGCGGAACGAAUGUAUGGUUUCAGAUCCACAGGACAGUAGCGAUGAUAUCUUUUGUGAUUACGGCAGCUUCCUUCGUCCUUAUUUUCGUAAAAGUUGAUGGAUUAUCUGACCGGGUAGGCGUCCACAGUUGGUUGGGUAUCGGCGUGAUGUGCGGAGUGUCUCUACAGCUCAUAGGAGGCAUCCUCCGCCCUAAUCAGGACAGUCACGCGAGAUCUGUGUUCAACGUAGCUCAUCGGUACCUCGGUAAAUCAGUCCAUGCUCUUGCAGCUGCCACCUGCCUUGUUGUAUUUAAUGCUGACUACCUACCCAGAGCUCAACGCACGUUUGGGAAUAUCAUGCUAUGUAUAUGGAUAGGUGUCCAGGUUGUUUGGGAAUCGCUGUUUGAGGCUCACAAAUGUCAUACACCAGAUCACCGGUCCGAGACGUUGGAGAUUUACUGUGAUAUGUCUGGAUCUCCUCAGUAG